Molecule: messenger RNA, 9569 nt
Organism: Nerophis ophidion (straightnose pipefish)
Lineage: Eukaryota; Metazoa; Chordata; Actinopteri; Syngnathiformes; Syngnathidae
Exons: 13
Coding region: 274-2046 (590 amino acids)
Biological process (GO): sodium ion transmembrane transport
Cellular component (GO): membrane
Source: RefSeq, a predicted model, not a curated record
UAUUCUGCAAAGUCACAGAUCAACAGUAACCUAGUCAGUCCCGACUCACAUGAAUAAUAAAUACAUCGCCUCCUAAUCCUAGAUAAUUCAUGUGUUACGCGUUUUUGAUAAUUUAUAGCUCAGCACUAUAUAACUAUGAGUAAGAUUAAUUUGCGGUAUUACCAAACAGGCGUUUGAGUAACCGGAUAUGUUGAGUGUUUUUUUUCUGAAUGCAUGACAGUCGGAGCCCAGUCCGGUAGACCACAGUGAGUCACUCAUUGGCAUCGAGCAGUGAUGGAGGCUGCUAACUCGACCUUUAAAGACGAGAAAAAGGCCGCUUUGAUAGCCUCGGAUGAACGAGUGACCCACAAGGAGACGCAUGAGACGAGACCCACAUGGAGCGGGCAGAUGGAGUUUAUCCUGGCCACGGUGGGCUACGCGGUUGGGCUCGGUAAUGUCUGGAGGUUCCCCUACCUGUGCUACAACAGCGGCGGAGGGGCAUUUUUGAUCCCCUAUCUCAUCAUGUUGAUUUUGUGUGGCAUCCCCCUGCUUCUCAUGGAGUUUGCCAUUGGACAGUUUACUCAUCUAGGUCCAGUGCACGCUCUAGCCAAAGUCUGUCCACUAUUAAAAGGUGUUGGCCUGGCCACAGUUGUGAUUUCCUACGUCUUUUGCACCUACUACAACGUGCUCAUGAGUUGGGCCCUUUUUUAUUUGGUCAACUCAUUUGGAGCAACGCCUCCUUGGAAGACCUGCAACAACAGCUGGAAUGUUUUAGAGACCUGUUCCAGUGGUUUUCGGGGCAACACCUCUCAUCUACAGUCAGCCAGCCAACAGUUCUUUGAUCGCAGGCUUCUGGAGAAAACUGAUGGCAUUGAAGAUGUCGGUGGUGUUCAGUGGGAACUCUUCGGCUAUCUCUGUCUUGCCUGGGUCAUUGUGUACUUAUGCAUUUUUAAAGGAGUCAAAUCAGCUGGCAAGGUGGUGUAUUUCACGGCUGUCUUUCCAUACAUCAUCCUGUUCGCCUUGCUCAUUAACAAUAUGCAGCUCCCUGGUGCUAAGGAGGGUAUUUUGUACUUUGUGACGCCUGUGUGGAGCAAACUUUUCGAAGUGAAGGUGUGGGUUAAAGCAGCUGCCCAAGUGUUUAAUUCCCUUGGAAUUGCUUUUGGCUCCAUGAUUUCGAUGGCGAGUUACAACAAAUUUAACAACAACAUUGUCAGGGAUACUUUGAUUGUUUCAUUUACCAACUCAUUGACGAGCAUCCUGGCUGGAUUCGUGAUCUUCUCAGCUAUUGGCUACAUGGCCCACAUACAUAGUCUCCCUGUGGACAACAUAUCUACAGAUGGCCCAGGUCUUGUGUUUGUCGUGUACCCUGAAGUCCUCUCAACGAUGCCAGCCUUUCAGCUGUGGGCUCCUCUCUUCUUUUUUAUGUUGCUCUGUCUUGGCCUGGACAGCCAGUUUGCCACACUUGAAGUCGCUCUGACGUUCAUAAAAGAUGAAUUUGGCCCCCAAAUGCUGCGCUUUUUCAAGAGAGAAGAGGUGCUGGCCCUGGUUGUGUGCGUCAUCAGCUUUCUCCUUGGGCUUCCACACGUUACUAAGGGCGGUAUAUAUGUGUUUCAGCUGAUGGACCACUACACAGCUGUGGUCUCCCUCAUGUUCCUGGCCUUCUUUGAGGUUAUAGCCGUCUGCUGGUUCUUUGGUGUCCAUCGCAUCUCUCAUAUGAUUGAGAGGAUGCUCGGCAAAUCAGUGAACAUCUACUUCCGCAUCUGCUGGUUUCUUCUAUGUCCCUUGUUAGUGCUGUGCAUACUGAUGUCCAGUAUUAUCCAAUACACUCCUGUUCAGUAUGGUCAGUAUAGGUACCCAUUGUGGGCUGAAUGGGUGGGCUGGUGCGUCUCACUGGUCUCGCUUAUAUGGAUCCCAAUUGGUGCUAUUCAUGAGAUCUGUAGCAACAAAGGCUCUUUUAUCUCAAGACUUAGAACAGCCCUGACUACCACCAUAGAGCUGGAUAUCGAUGACCAACUGCCGGAAAAACAAAACCUCGCCAACCCAAUGGUUGAAACAACAAUAGUAUGACCACAACACAACACUCUGAUAUAGUGGAAAAUAGUUUUUUAAAUGUCAUUACAAAAGUUUCACCUCAUACAUCAUUUUGUUAGGGCUAUGUAUAUAGUAGUUAUAAUAGUAAUUGAUAGUGGGAGUGGUGCUGGGUAACUGCAAGCGUGAAUGUGAGUGUAAAUGGUUGUCUGUAUGUGCCUUGUGAUUGACAAGUGACAAGAAUGACAAGUGACAAGCCCAGGGUGCACCAGCUUUUAGAUGCGCAAUACAAAAUGGAAGAAUGAAUACUGAAUUAUUCAAUAUAAUAGUUCAUUCAAAAUAAUGUUUACACCACACACUUAAACUCAACAAAUCAGGCCAUGGUGUGUGAAAGCACUUGUUUGGGAAGCUAAACAAAUAAACAAAGAGUAAGUGCUGGGAAAAUGCAAAUCUUUUGGUAUUUGAAUUUGAUUUCCCUAACAAUUUAGGAACAGGAUCCACGGUACAGUACACACUUGGUUGUAGCCUGUCAUGCAUACGUGUUGUUCUCACCAAAGCAACAUCUCCCACCAGGGUGUUCUUGACGUUGUAAUGCAUUGGGUUACAACUGUUUGAAAUGGUUCAUCUUCAGAAAAAGAAGUUGAUGUCUGUGUUUAAGAACCCUUAGACACGUUUCCAGCUGUUAACCACUGACUCGGAGAGGAGAGCUAAAACAGAAGUUAUAAUUUAACUUGAAAUUGAUGGCGUUCGUAAUGUGGGUCUGGAGGCCAAAAAUAAUUUUUGUAGUUGGACGUGUCGCACAAGUCUAAAAUUACAUGCACAGGCUUUCCUACCAAACAUUUUAAAGAAUGAAAGCGGUUUUCCAAAGUGCUUUAAAGGCUGUAAAUAUGAAUAUGAUUGAAAGCUUUAGACACAGCAUCUGAAUAUCUUGACUGAUCAAAAACUGCACAAAAUGUAUGCACUGAUUUACUCAAUGUCAUCUUACAAUAUUUUCAGUUCAAAGUGUGAACAUUUUUCUACAAUUUUGGGACUUAACGUGGUUAUAGCAGGUUGUAUAAAAAUGCAUUGAUCAAUCAAUAAGUGUACUUAAGUUAUGUUUAUUUGACUAGGUGAUAUAACAUUACAGUUUUAGCCAAUAUGAUUCAACCUCUUGUGUUUUUUUGCAACUAGGCCUGUCAAUUCACUACAAUGAAAAUGAUCGCAUCAAUCAUAUGUAAACAAAGAUUAAUCACACAAUUAGUUCUUUUUUUACCUUAACUGCAAAUGGUUCAUUGGUUUAAAAAAAAUGGUAUGUGUAUUAUGCAAGCAAGUCAUUUUCGCAAGUGUGAUUAUUCUCUUACGAAAAAUAUAUCGGUUGAGAGAACUUGCAAUAGUUAAAAUAAAUCCAAGAAAACAAAAACAAUUACAAUCAGGGGUCUCAAACUCAAUUUAGCACAGAGUAUUUCCACUUCAGAAUCACAUUUUGUGACGAAAUGUAAUUAAACUACAAUUUACUACUUCUACCAGCAGCUAUAGUGACCAUGAGCAAUGGUAAUCAUUUUAAGUAAAACAUGUUUUGUAUUUUGACACUGCUGAUUUCUCCAGGAGAUGGUCAGAGAAACUUACGCUAGCCAACAGGAAGUUGUUCUUUGUGUUGCCAAAUGUGUUUGUUGUGGUAAUUUUUGUUUCUGCACUGUUAUUUUGUUUAUGCUGUUCUCUCUGGUGGGAUUCAAGAUUGCAAGAAUAUAUUUAACUAUAAGAUGCCGACGGUGCAUGGGACACAUUUACAUUACACUGGGAAGUCAGGUAGAGCAGUGGUUCUCAACCUUUUUUCAGUGAUGUACCCCCUGUGAAUUUUUUUUUAAUCCAAGUACCCCCUAAUCAGAGCAAAGCAUUUUUGGUUGAAAAAAAGAGAUAAAGAAGUAAAAUACAGCACUAUGUCAUCAGUUUCUGAUUUAUUAAAUUGUAUAACAGUGCAAAAUGUUGCUCAUUUGUAGUGGUCUUUCUUGAACUAUUUGGAAAAAAAUAUGUAAAAAUAACUGGAAAAUUGUUGAAAAAUAAACAAGUGAUUCAAUUAUAAAUAAAGAUUUCUACUCAUAGAAGUAAUCAUCAACUUAAAGUGCUCUCUUUGGAUAUUGUAGUAGAGAUCCAUCUGGAUUCAUGAACUUAAUUUUAAACAUUUCUUCACAAAAAAGAACUUUUUAACAUCAAUUUAUGGAGCAUGUCCACAAAAAUGAAUAUUGCAUUGUUGCAUUUCUUUUCUCAGUUUAUGAACUUAUAUUCAUAUUUUGUUGAAGUAUUAUUCAAUAAAUAUAUUGAUAAAGCUGAAUUGUUGCUAUUUUUAGAAUAUUUUAAAAAAUCUCACGUACCCCUUGGCAUACCUUCAAGUACCCCCAGGGGUACACGUACCCCCAUUUGAGAACCACUGAGGUAGAGGGCCACAAAAUAUGAGUUUGAGACACCUGAUUUUUUUUUAGUUUAAAAAACCCACUCCCAUCUGUUGUACAUUUUGAAAACGAAUACAAUGGUGGUUGAAUAUUUUGGAGUGAAACUGUCAAUUUUCCACCCAAGCCUUUGUCUUGAGCUUAUUUCAACUCAAAGAGUGCAUUUAUUUUUGGUAUUGUUGUGGUUUUAAUUUUUAAUUUUAAAAAAGGAGUCCAUGUCAUACACUCCUGAUAAUGCUCAUCCUGUAACUGGUAUGCACAUUUAAUUUUUUUUUUUACCAGCAGAGGGUACUACAAUACAUACUAUUUACAUUUAUAAAAGUGGUACGGCUACCUCACCUUUGUACUGUAUUUGCAUUCAUACAACCUGCCUUAUUACAUUUGUAUAAUCAUGUACACAACAUAUAUACAUUUUAUAUACACAAUUUCAUCAUUACAUUUUAAUUCAACAUUAUGCAACGUCAUUCUUUUUUUUUUUUUUUUACGUUUUAAGAUUUUGUUUCUUGUUACCCAUAACUCAAGUUGAUUUAUGCUGUUAUGUUGGUCAAUAAAAAACGCUCUUAUGCUAUUUGUAUUUGUGUCACUUGGUGGCAGUAUAGAGGCAGAGUAGAACUCCAAAGCAAUCUUAAUAUUUUCUGCUAAACAGAGGUGGCUUACCCUUGAAUGUGUGUUUCUUUGGAGACACAUCUUUCUGGAAUAUUGUUAUAUUGCAGGACACACACACAUUGAAUAGUAUAACUCAAUUUGGGUUUGAGAACAAGAGCGGAGACACACGCUAUUGAGAAUGUAUUGGUAUGCAUUGAGGCGGUGUGGGUGGAUGAUUUGACGACAUUGGCUGUAUUGUCAGAAUGGAUGACCCAGCUGGGGAGCGAAGGAGAGCAGAGUCGGGACAAACGUGAAUACGCUGCUCAUGAGCUUUGAAAAGUGAAUUAGGUGAAUUGUCAUAGAGGCGAGUGGUGCCCUUCGCACAAUUGCAUGUUAAUCAAUAGUCCCUUCCUGUUUGGCCCAUGGCAGAGCGUAUCAUGGCUCUGAAUUAGAGCAUGGAGCACUGUCAGAUCAAUAGUCAUGGACCGCGCAGGCCAGGGGGCAGUAAAUAAAUGGUUAUGCACGGCAGAGGGGAAGUGAUUGCGGCUCUGAAUGGGCAAUUGAGGGCUUAGCUGUGGUUGUACGCUCUGACAGGCGGGUCGCUGUUUGAAAACGUCGACACUGAUUUUUCCGACGCCCUUUGUUCAUCUGUUUGCCUGUUUUUUUCCAUCUCGGGGCGCCCUGGGAGAGAGAUAAAGAGGAUCUUAUCACAUUUAAUUUGAGCGAGUGUGUGUGCGCACAAAGAUGAUUACAGACGUCAAGUCACGGCUUUGGCGCGGGAAAUAAUACUGGCGGUUGACUCAUGUUGUUUCUCACGUGACAACUCUAUCAUGACCAUCUCGCUGCAGUGCUUUGUUCGCUGGGGAAAUGAGUUCGCCGUAGCUUUUGAUCACCCAAAAGCAGUUUGACUUGCGCGUUUAAAGGCCAAACAUCUGUGGCUUUUAACUUUAUUUUGUAGGGUUUUACAAUAGAUUGUCAUGAUCUCACAUGACUUUAGGAGUUUCUGUAUCAUUUUUGCUUUUAUUUUUGUUUACCGCUUCCUGUUUGCCCACACCACUUCUCUAGUCUGAGUGCUGGCUCCCUCAACUGUCCCUGAUUGGCAAUCAGGACACACCUGUCUCUGAUCGUCAAAUCAGAAUACGACAUACUUGCCAACCCUCACGAUUUUCCUGGGAGACUCCCAAAUUUCAGUGCCCCUCCCGAAAAUCUCCUGGGGCAACCAUUCUCCCGAAUUUCUCCCGAUUUCCACCCAGACAACAAUAAUUGGGGCAUGCCUUAAAGGCACUGUCUUUCGCGUAGUCUCUCACCUGAAACCUUCACUCCCUAACAGCUGCAUGCAAGGACAACCUGUCGUCAUGUCCGCUUUUCUUCAAUGCAAACAGCGUGCGGGCCCAGUCACAUAACAUUUAUGGCUUUUCACACACACAAGUGAAUGCAAUUCAUACUUGGUCAAAAGCCAUACAGGUCAUACUGAGGAUAUCCGUAUAAACAACUUUAACACUGUUACAAAUAUGCGCCACACUGUGAACCCACACCAAAUAAGAAUGACAAACACAUUUCGGGAGAACAUCCGCAAUCGUAACAACAUAAACACAACAGAACAAAUACCCAGAACCCCUUUAAGCACUAACUCUUCCAGGACGGUACAAUAUACACCCCCCCGUCCCCCGCUACCUCCCCAACCCGCCCACCUCAACCCCACCACCCCGCUCCAUCUCCCGAAUUCGGAUGUCUUAAAGUUGGAAAGUAUGGAAUACAACUAUGUUGCACAAUUUGCUUCCAUGCUGCGUGGAGUUCCCUGUGCUUUUUGCUUUGCUGUGCCUUCACAUGCACAUUGCCUGCUGUCUCUGCAUCCUGGGGUCUCGACCAACAACGCCACACUGAAACAUAACAAUAAUUGUCACACGCACCAAAAAUACAUUUCUUGAAAUUUCCUCUACACUAUAUUGCUAUAAGCAUUUGGCCACCCAUCCAAAUGAUGAGAAUCAGAUGUCCUAAUCACUUGGCCCGGUGUAUAAAAUCAAGCACUUAGGCAUGGAGACUGUUUCUACAAACAUUUGUGAAAGAAUGGGCCGCUCUCAGUGAUUUCCAGCGUGGAACGGGCAUAGGAUGCCACCUGUGCAACAAAUCCUGUCGUGAAAUUUCCUUGCUCCUAAAUAUUCCAAAGUCAACUUUAUUAUAAGAAAAGUGAAGGGUUUGAGGGCAGCAGCAACUCAGCCACCAAGUGGUAGUCCACGUAAGCUGACAGCGAGGGGUCAGUGGAUGCUGAAGCGCAUAGUGCAAAGACUUUCUGCACAGUCAGUUGCUACAGAGCUCCAAACUUCAUGUGACCUUCCAAUUAGCCCACGUACAGUAUGCAGAGAGCUUCAUGGAAUGGGUUUCCUCGGCUGAGCAGCUGCAUCUAAGCCAUACAUCACCAAUGCAAAGCGUGGGAUACAGGGCUGUAAAGCACAUCUCCACUGGACUCUAGAGCUGUGGAGACGCCUUUUCUGGGUGAUGGAUCACGCUUUUCCAUCUGGCAAUCUGAUGGACGAGUCUGGGUUUGGCGGUUGUCAGGAGAACGGUACAUUUCGGACUGCAUUGUGCCGAGUGUGAAAUUUGGUGGAGGAGGAAUUAUGGUGUGGGUUUAGUUUUUCAGGAGUUGGGCUUGGGCCCCUUAGUUCCAGUGAAAGGAACUUUGAAUGCUCCAGGAUACCAAAAACAUUUGGACAAUUCAAUGGGAUGGCUCUUUAGUUUCCUUUCGUGAGUAAAGGCGGGUGGCCAAAUACUUUUGGCAAUAUAGUGUACAUCUGACUAUAGCUUUGUCUUAGCCACCCUCAGUGUGACCUGUAUGGCUUUUGACCAAGUAUGCCUUGCAUUCACUCGUGUGUGUGAAAAGCCGUAAAUGUUUUGUGACUGGGCCGGCACGCUGUUUGCAUGGAGGAAAAGCGGACAUGACGACAGUUUGUCCUCACUCAGACACUACAAUUUCCAGACUAUAGGGCGCACCUUAAAAUAAGAUUCAACCACCAGAUUUUUGGACAAAUUUUUGUACACAUUUAAAUAUACACAUUGAAACAUGAAAUAUUUACAUAAGCAUUUUUGUUUAUUUACAAGUUUAACAAAAGGCAGUGCCUACUACACAACAGUAGCUGAAGUCAAUGAGCACUCUCUUUGUCCUCCUUCUCUUCUUCGGAGUUCGGCCUUAGUGGUGGCGGAUUUAUGUUUUGUGCGGUGGCUGUUAUCUUUUCCGAUGGCCUGGUCAAUCGUCUUGGGCUUUUAGGCUGCGUCUUGUGUCCUGCCUGAUGAGAGUGAGGCCAUAAUGUGCUAAAUGGCUGACUGAAUGAUAGCGUGAGUGGGUUUGAUUUAAUGUGAACAAUUUCAUUGGUCCACCGUGGCCCGUUAGCCAAUUUCAUUGGUCUGAUGUGACGAGGCUAAAUUUAUCGACAGCAUGUGAAGCUUGUGAACCCAGUAAAAUCCAUAAAUUAGCUGCACUUGUGUGUAAAGUGCAGGGUUCAAAGCGUGGGAAAAAGUAGUGGCUUGUAGUCCGGAAAUUACAGCACAUAACAUCUUGGCAGAGGUAAUUAAUCAAAGGAUAAUGAAAUCCUCUUAUCUGUGUGUGUAUGUUUUGUUCAUUUGUCGCUUCCAAACGGGCCGGAAUUACUCUUUGCUGUUUUACAGCAGAAUGAAAUACACCGCGGGAAACCUCUUGUUAGUAGUCUACACUCUUUAAGUAAACGCUCUAAUGCAGCAAUUUCUAAAGAAAAAAUUAAAAUUAAGUCCCAUGGAGGAGUGUCUCGUAGCUUUUAGAAGAAGCACUUUUUGACAGGCGGUGUUUUAUAUGUAGCCUCCCACACUUGGAAUACUAUCCAUCCUCUAAUUAAAUAGGUGAUCUGCACACUCUCAGCUCAUUUAUCAAACCUCUUAAUAGCUGCUGGAAAAUCAAACCUGCUCCCACAAGCCAACAUAAACCAACUUGAGUUUUUUCUCUACUUUUUGAAAAUAUUUUUACUUUAUUGAUUAUAUCAUCAAUGUGCUACUGAAGCUGUUAUUGUAUAUGUUCUAUUUUGUUUUCUUUAAACUGUCAUUUUAUUAUAUUGUAUGGAAUGCUGUUAUUUUUUUUUUUUACAUCUUUCCUUUUAUUUCUUGGACGAUGGGAAAAAAGCACUGCGUGAUUUUAAGAUAUAUGUUUAUUUCUAUGCCCUGUCCCUUCCAAAUAAACAAAUAUGAAAUGAAACAUGAAAUCGCAGUAAAUGACUUGCUUGCAGGGCAGCCCCAGGCUAGUUGGGGGAAUUUGGUCGAUGCCUUUUAAAGUACUGAAUUCAGUACCCGCCCCCAACCAAGGGAAGUAUCAAUGUUAUUAGAUCUAUAUCUUUAUUUUUUCAUUGUUUUUGUUGUGUUUUAUGUUAUACUUUCAGGGGAAAAAACUUAGUACAAAGCAAUAUGUGAUAUUGACUCUGUUUUGCUCCAACAAUUGUAUGUAAUAAAAAAGAAUAAGGAACUAGUUCAAACAUUGUGCUGAUGUUAAACUGCCAAUAGCACUCACCAUAAAUAAAGUGAACAACUUGCAGUCAA